Messenger RNA from Botrytis porri, 882 nucleotides. RefSeq lists its product as uncharacterized. The transcript has a single exon. The record is from RefSeq and is a predicted model, not a curated record. Bases 1 to 882 code for a protein of 293 amino acids. NCBI's taxonomy places the organism in Eukaryota, Fungi, Ascomycota, Leotiomycetes, Helotiales, Sclerotiniaceae.
AUGGGACCAAAGAUUAAGAGGUUCUUUGUAGCUGCCAAAAAGGUAGUGACACAAAAAAGAAGAUCUGGAUCCUCCCCUCCGGUUACCAGGUCUUACUUGGGGGCUUCGCCACCUUUAAUCAUUCCUCGCGACAAUGCUCGACUCUCCCCUGUGUUCACUACGGAUUCUUUGAUAGCUUGUGAGGAGGGCUCUGUGACUCAGGUGCCAAAUGAUAUGCAUAGGGGUGCAAUGCUUGAGUUUGAACAUCGACCUUUUGACAGGGAAGAGCCUUUGACUAAGAACCAGUCUCAUGUAUUGGAGUGGUUGGAUGAGUCUGAGAUUACAUUCUUUGAGGAGAAAGAGAUUUGGAAUGAUGUACCCGAGCAUGAAGUGUUUAAUGAUGACCUGUUUUUCACUGCAACUGAGAGUGAACCGUCUCAGGAUGAAUCACAAAACGAGGGUGAAGAAUUCGAAGAAAACUACGGUAUACCCGAAGGAGAUUACAGCGAGUAUUACUGGGAGGCAAUGGUGGAAACGGGUGAUGAGGGAAGAGAUAUCCAACAGGACCUCGACGACGUUGUAGUUCGGCUCACGGUUAUUGGUCUAAUGACACAAGGCCGUAAGGAGAACAGUUCGGCUGUUUCUGCCUUGGGAUUGUUUGAUGAGGAUAGAUUUGAGACUGUUCCAUCUGUAUUACCGGGCGAAUUUGACGAAGAAGAGGUGGAAUGUAUGCCGCGGGAUGUCACUAUGCGCUUGGAAGAGGCACAGACACAGAGACAGGGACAGGAAUCUCACAGAACUUCGUUGAGUUUGAGAAAGACUAUAAGUAACAAGUGGACUGAAGUUAGGGUUAGCCUGCGCUGGAAAAUGUCUUUUUCGUCUUUACAGACAAGAGAUACUUGA